AAUGAUAGACGCCUCGACUCGACUACGCAGGGCGAUACUCUUAUCCGAUGCUUUGCUGGUCAAACGCAUCAUUCGCUCCAACCCCGGCAUCUUACAGAACCCCGACUUCAAAGACAAGAGCAACACGAGUCUACACCUUGCGGCGCAAGCUGGUUUCGAGGAGAUUGUGGCACUUCUCGUCGACGCUGGACAUGACGACGUCGAGAUAUCGCGCAAUGCCGACUGGGACACUCCCUUGAUGCUGGCUGCGCGACACGGCAACGUCGACGUCGGCAUUCUGCUCGCCAAUCGCUUUCCGCGCUGCAUCCCCGUCACCAACAAGUCAGGCCUGGAUGCCGUACCCUGCCUCAAUCCUGCGUCUACACCUUUAGUAUCCUUGCUAUUAUCCCACCCAGAAUACCCCGCUCCUGCCGAUGGCCGCGACAACCACGGCGACACUCCUCUCCACCACGCAUCCGCAUCAGGUUCCCUCAAAGCGCUCCGUGUCCUCCUUUCUGCAGGUGCAGACCCGACAGCUAAAAAUACCUACGACUGGACACCACUUGCAUACAGUCAGACAGUAGCCGCAGAGGUCUACUUCAAGAACCUAGUCGCCGAACUCGAACGCAGGAAAGUCGAGGGUAUACGUGGCGAGCAAGAGAGGAGAGAAGAAGCUAUAAAGCGCAAAUAUGCCGGCGUGCGCCUUGUCACCGAAGACCACGAGCCUCCUUCGCGGCCCAGCGACGACAUGACGAGAUCCGAGAGUAGUAACUCUAUUUCUAGUCCUAUCGACCAGAGGAACGCAUUUGCACCAACAUCUGUCACGCCAACUGUCGCAAAGAGCAAUCCUUGGGUUAGUGGUGGCUUUGAGACAAGAGCACGAGCGUGGAGCGGAGGA
Messenger RNA from Aureobasidium uvarum, 877 nucleotides. The record is from the annotation of a GenBank genome assembly. NCBI's taxonomy places the organism in Eukaryota, Fungi, Ascomycota, Dothideomycetes, Dothideales, Saccotheciaceae.